GUCCGGACUACCUGAACCUCUGGACUUGAGUCCGGACCUGAACCUGAAUGUGAGUCCAGGUACACAGCACUAGUUUUGUACCAUGUUUUUCUGAGUUUCUGCUUGAAUAAAAAAAAAUCUGCUGAAAAAUAAAUAAAAAGAAAGGUUGGUUUGCAACCUGACAACAUACUGUAAUGGAAAAUGUAAAUAGUUUGGCAUGCAGGACACCAGAGGACACAUGUUUCUCAAAGGCCCUCCACUGUUUAUUUGCGUACAACCAGCAUGUGUGAAGCUGAUGCCGCUGUGGUCAGUCUUCACCGUCCUCAAGUCACACCGUGUGGUACAACACAUAAACGUGGUUUAUCUUUGUUUUAUAUGAAACCACCUUCAUGGAAAGUAGCUGCCUUGCAUUUCCCACAUCAUUUGCCAGGGGUUUAUCCACAUCACGCAUGGUUUACUUUGGCAGUUUGUAUAUCUUGGACUCCGACGCUGAAUUUAGUCUUGCUGAAGUGAGUUUUCCGGUGGUGAGUGGUGGGUAUGCCUUUGCUUUCUGACAAUGGUUAUUCACAGUUACAUAUGACUCUCCUGUUCAUGCAAUUGACAACUAAAGCAAAUGUUCUCAUAGAGCAGUGUGAUAAUUAUUCUGUGAUUUCCAGGCAUGUGAUUCGGUAAAAAAGUGCUUUCAUCUGACAACUGUAGAAAGAUAAAUAUUCAACUCUUGACAUCAUGACACCUAAGGGGGCUACACUGAAGGGUCUCCCACCAUCAGUAAUGGCCACUGUGGUCAUGUUUCUCAUUCUGAUACCAGCUGCGGACAGUGCUAUCCAGAUAAACUGCUCUGAACCGAGCCAGCCCUCCCUACUGGAGGCUCUGGCUCCAAUCUUUAACCUGAGCGCCAUACGACCUGUCAUGAACUUGACCACCCGCACCAACGUCAACAUAUCCUUCAUCAUGUAUGGGAUACUAGGAGUGGAUGAAAAGGGUCAACUCUUGCUUACCUACCUUUGGCAGCAUUUUUGGUGGAUGAACGAGUUUGUCCGCUGGGAUCCAACGCAGUGUGGCUCCGAUAAGAUUUCUCUUCCCAGGAAAAAGUUUUGGGUGCCAGAUAUUGUCAUCAAUGAAUUUAUGGAUGAAAACACAGCCCCCUUUGUGCCGUAUGUGUACCUGUACAGCGAUGGUAGGGUGCACGAUGCCUCACCAAUCAGAGUGGUCAGUUCCUGUAACCUCGAUAUCUACACUUUUCCCUUCGAUAUACAGAACUGCACUAUGACUUUCAACUCCUACAUCCACCUGGCUAAGGACAUAAUGAUUGUCCUGGAUAGGGAUGCAGAAAACAUCACCAAGCUCUCCAAAAGCUGGAUGACCACCAUGGGAGAGUGGGAGCUGCUGGAUAUCACCUCCCAUCACAGUGACGGAGAUAUCGAGGGGAAUUACAUUGAUGAGCUUGUAUUUCAUGUCAUAGUGAGGCGUCGAGCCACCCUGUAUGUGGUGAACCUGCUGAUCCCCAGCUGCUUCCUCAUCACAGUGGACCUCUUCAGCUUCAUGCUGCCCCCCCAGACUGUGGACCGUUCCUCCUUCAAGAUGACCCUCAUCCUGGGAUACACUGUCUUCCUGCUCAUCAUGAACGACCUGCUGCCUAUCACCGGAAACACCAUUCCUCUCAUAAAUGUGUUCUUCUCCCUCUGCCUGGCUCUGAUGGUGACCAGUCUGCUGGAGACUGUCCUCAUCACCAACCUGCUGUGUGGCUCGGCCGACUUCUCUCCCGUCCCUCGCUGGGUCCGAGUGUUUGUUCUGGAAAUUCUGGGCCGUCUGGUUUGCCUGCCUCAGAAGACUAAAGAAAAGAGUACAUUCUGCAUGAAACCCUACGCUGAGGCGACACAGCAGAAAGCUGACGGGCCUCCAGAGGAGAAGGGGACAGCGCUGGAGGACAAGGCCCUUCAGGAGCUCAGGAGCCUGGGUAGGGACCUCCAGGCCAUCCGCCUCCAGGUGCAGCAGCAGGAAGGAAGCCAGAGCUCGCAGGAGUGGAUCCAGCGCUGCCCGCUGAAACUCAAGCCUUCUAAGGUUCUAUUCAUCUUCAUCUCUGUGCUCAUGCAUGCUCCGUGUAGUUCCAUCAUGCAGAACUGCUCUCGACCUGACACACCUUCCCUGCUGGAGGCUCUCCAACCGGUCUUCAAGCUAAACGAAAUUCGACCUACCAUGAAUAUGUCAACUCCCACCAACGUCAGCAUUGGCUUUGUCCUGUUUGGCAUUUUGGGCUUGGAUGAAAAGGCUCAAGUUCUUAAAACGUAUAUCUGGCAAGAUAUGAGAUGGAGAAAUGAAUUUGUCGAGUGGGACCCAGAACAGUGUGGUUCUUCAGCGAUUACAAUUCCAAGGAAACUGCUCUGGGUACCAGACAUGGUCAUCAAUGAAUUUAUGGAGAAGAAUUCAGCUCCAUUCGUGCCCUACAGUUAUCUGUAUUCGAAUGGCUUCGUGCUGGAUUCACAUCCGAUCAGAGUGAUCAGCUCCUGCAGACUCGACAUCUACACGUUUCCAUUUGACGUCCAGAACUGCAGUUUAAGCUUCAACUCUUAUUUACACCGUAAGGCUGCUCUGCAGAUGGACAUCUCUACCUCUGUAGAGGAUAUUUUAAACCAAUCAAAAAAAGUGAUGACAACCAUGGGUGAGUGGGAACUCAUUGGUCUCACAGUGCAAAGGAUCACUCUACCAGCUGGGGAUGACGAAUUGUACCAAGAGAUUCGCUUCUUUGUGACAGUGAGGCGCCGGGCCACCCUCUAUGUGGUGAACCUGCUGAUCCCCAGCUGCUUCCUCAUCACAGUGGACCUCUUCAGCUUCCUGCUGCCCCCCCAGACUGUGGACCGUUCCAUGUUCAAGAUGACCCUCAUCCUGGGAUACACUGUCUUCCUGCUCAUCAUGAACGACCUGCUGCCCACCACUGGAAACACUAUUCCUCUCAUAAAUGUGUUCCUGGGGCUGUGUCUGGCUCUUAUGGUGAGUAGUCUAAUGGAGACUAUCAUCGUCACCAACCUGCUGUGUGGCUCCGCUCACUACUCUCCAGUCCCUCGCUGGCUCCGAGUCUUGGUUCUUCAAAUCCUGGGUCGCCUGGUUAGGCUUCCUCCAAAGCCCAGAGAUCUAGAGGACACAGUCAUCCAGAAUCCUGCCACACAAGAAAUGAAAGUCUUCUCUGUGGUGGCAGCGGACAGCGAGGCUCCAAAACAGAAGGGACAGCUGAAUAACGACAAGGCCCUUCAGGAGCUGAGGAGCCUGGGUAUGGACCUCCAGGCCAUCCGCCUCCAGGUGCAGCAGCAGCAGGGAGGAAGCCAGAGCUCGCAGGAGUGGAUCCAGGUGGGAUCCAUCAUAGACCGCCUGCUGUUCGGCCUAUACAUCCUCUUCAUAUCAGUCAGCUUCGUUACCAUGAUCAUAAUCUGGGUGAAAUCAUGAAACAUAUUCUGAGUUCGCUUUUUUCAUAUUUUGGGGGAUUGUGAACUAUUAUUUGUUAUCAUGCUUUUUUGUUCAAUAAAAAACAUGAUUUCUGUUAUUCCUUGUCAGUUUGUACUUCGAAAAGCAUUUGAAAGAAGCUUUUUACAUUUUGUACCCCUUUUAAAAUACAUUUGAAUGUUUUGUCAUGUAUUUUCUUUUGUUGAAAAUGGUCUUGCCUUUGAAACAAAUAUCCGAGAGUUUCUGAAACUCCUGUUGACUCUUCUCUUUCAACAAUAAUUUGCAUACACGUACAAACUAUUGGACUUACAGUAAAUACUCUAACCUCAAGGUAUCUUCCAAACUUAGCAUGUGUUUUAAAGGUUCUUGGCUUCAUUGAAAACAUACAUCUCAACAG
Messenger RNA from Notothenia coriiceps (black rockcod), 3811 nucleotides. Its product is annotated as 5-hydroxytryptamine receptor 3A-like. Gene Ontology annotation, biological process: monoatomic ion transmembrane transport. Lineage: Eukaryota; Metazoa; Chordata; Actinopteri; Perciformes; Nototheniidae. Gene Ontology annotation, molecular function: extracellular ligand-gated monoatomic ion channel activity; transmembrane signaling receptor activity. The record is from RefSeq and is a predicted model, not a curated record. Gene Ontology annotation, cellular component: postsynaptic membrane. The transcript has 19 exons. Bases 706 to 3417 code for a protein of 903 amino acids.